GGAUGGAGAUGAUAGAUGGUGAAACAAACCGCCCUUACUUUACUUCAGAAGCAAGCAAGUUUUGUAAAACAUUACAAAUAUUUGAAUAGGAUUUAUAUUUAUUUCAGGUAUCCUAAAGAUGCAUAUGAUCGUGAAUGGAAUCCAAGAAGCAAUUCUGGGUUUAAUUUUAUAAACACAAGCCUCAGUGUAAACUCUUCUGCUCCUUAUGAGCUACCACGAGAUGUAAUUUCAAAGGCAGUCGUUAACAAAAACGUCACUGAAAAUUUAUCUUUUUAUUGGAGUGUUGAUAACCGUGACUAUCAUGCACUCAUCUACCUUCAUUUCGCUGAGAUACAAACACUUCAAGGCAACGACACAAGAGAAUUCGACAUUGUGUGGAAGGGAAACGACCAAAACAUUACAGUUUCAUCUUAUCGCCCUCCGAAGUUACAGCUAGAGACUCUAUACAACACACCCCCUUUGAAAUGUAUGUAUAGUACUCAAUGUACAGUGGAGCUUGUUACGACUCAGAGCUCAACCCUCCCACCAAUGAUUAAUGCUAUGGAAGCUUACAUCAUUAUGCCGUUCCCAGACGCAGGAACUAAUCCAGAGGAUGGUUAGUCAACUCA
Brassica napus (rape) is the source of this 608-nucleotide messenger RNA. RefSeq names its product probable LRR receptor-like serine/threonine-protein kinase At2g28960. NCBI's taxonomy places the organism in Eukaryota, Viridiplantae, Streptophyta, Magnoliopsida, Brassicales, Brassicaceae. The coding region runs from base 16 to 600 and encodes 194 amino acids. The transcript has a single exon. The record is from RefSeq and is a predicted model, not a curated record.